AGGAUCCAGAUAGCUCUAUCAGUCCUUCUGAAUGCACAGAAUUACUGAAAGCAUUAAACGACAUGCAGAAGAAGCUUGCAGUGCUGAAGCAAGAUGCUCGCGUGCUCGAAGAUAAAUGCGUGCGUGGAAUUGCAUCACGCGAGCAGAAGGUCGGGGGCUCAACAUCGCCUGCUUCAUACAUCGAGAUGAAGGUGCAGCUUCUCCUCAGCUACUUGAUCUCCUUGACCUACUAUCUUUUGCUGAAGGUCAAAGGUGUCCCGGUCCGUGACCAUCCUGUAGUGCCGCGGUUGCUCUGGAUCAGGACGUUGAUUGAAAAGCUAAAACCAGUCGAUCAGCGGUUGCAGUAUCAGAUGAACAAGCUCUUGCAGUGGAACGAUGCCAAAAAGGCAGAAGAGGUAGCAGCAGGCUUGGAGGAUGCUCAUGCCUUGCGACCGGGUCAGCUUGUGACCACGGUGCAGGAUGAUGGCGAGGAGGCAGAAGCUUCGGAAGUGGAAGCGCAGCCCGAGGAUGGGCACCUGGGAGCCUACAAACCUCCGAAGAUCGCGCAGGUAGAGUACACUGGAGAUCACAUCUCCAUGCAGGAGCGGGCUCAAAAAGAGCUUGAUCGAAAGAAGGCUCGACUGGAGCGAAGCGAAUUCAUGCGCAGUUUGCGAGAGGAGUUCACGGAUGCUCCGAAAGAGAUUGUGGCAGAGGAGAGAUCUGCUCGUGCUGAAAAGGCAGCUCGCAUGAUGCGAGAACAGCAAGAGUUCGAAGAAGACACCAUGACGCGAGUGAAAGUCAAAAAGGCUGAACUCCGUAGGCAGAAGCAAGCCUUGAGGGAAGGGCGGGCAACAUCUGGCGGGGCUGUGUCCCUUUUUGAUGUGGCCUCUGACUUCGGUCAGAUCAUGCGAGGAGCCUCCUCUGGAAAAGGUGGAAAAGGGAAGGGACGACGUGGAGGAGUGCUCCAGGAAUACGAAGAUGCCAAACAGAAAGUCCAUGGACUCCGAGAAUCCGUUGCAUCAGCUAUGGAUGGGGCCCGUGGGCGGAAACGGUCCUCUGGAGGGAGCGAACCUUCAAAAGCGGGUUGAACAGCGCCGGCACCUGAAGGCCAGAUGAAAGGGAAGCGAAAGCGCUGAUAACGAUGAUCCUGUCCGCCGGUAAACGGCCAAAGUGUGGCCUGUGGGCUGGCAGAUAAUUUCUGAGAUAAUGUAUGCUGCUGAAAGUGGCCCAAGUUGCUCCUUUGAUGUUGCCUGGACAUGAACGCUGAUCCCUUUGUUGUGGC
Messenger RNA from Cladocopium goreaui, 1261 nucleotides. Lineage: Eukaryota; Dinophyceae; Suessiales; Symbiodiniaceae. The record is from the annotation of a GenBank genome assembly.